AUAUUCAUCUGUUUUUUUGGUAAUUAGAGUCUUCGGCUCAACUUACGUGCAUCUCAAUUGUCGUUGAGACUAAUCUCACCGUUCAUUAGCGGAGAAUAACAUAAUCUUAUCUUAUUUGAAAACUACGGCUUGAAAAUAUGGCGACAGCUUCACGCGCUUUAGAAGUCACGGUCAUCUCCGGCGAAGGCCUCCGAGUGGACCGAAGGCGGCCGGUGAAGAAGAACGCCUUCGUCAUCGUCCGAACGAACUCCCAGAACUCCCGAUCGACGGCGGCGUCGGACGGCUCCGGCGGCAGCUCCCCGGCUUGGAACGAGAAGCUCGUCCUGGAAAUGCCGGCCCACGCGUGGUUCCUGACUGUGGAGGUGAGAUGCAGGGCGAAUUCCGGGGACAAAGUCGUCGGGACGGCGAGAAUUCCGGCGUCGGACUUCGUCGGCGGUAACGUACCGGCGAACUACUUGCAUUUCUUGAGUUAUAGGUUGAGGGACGGCACUGGGGAGCCGAACGGGAUAAUUAAUCUGUCGGUGAGAGUGAAGGGGGCGGAGAAUGGAGUCGGUGCUGCUGCCACGUGUGCGGUGGCGGCUUCGAUUUCGCGGCCGUGGGUGGGAGGUGCGGUGGUGGUUGGGAAGGUUACCGGUGGGGUUGUAACCGGAGUUCCGGUGUGGAUGGCAUAAGGUAGGAAAUUUGGUAGAUUUUUUUUUAAUUUUUUAUGUAGGAAUUGAAAAUUGGCUUGAAGAUGGGUAAUCAUUCUUGUUGUAAUUAAUUAAGAUUGUGAAACUUAUUGGCACUCUUGUAAUUAUCAAGAGCAUGGAAUUGGUAAUAAGUUAUAACUAUAUGACAAUGUUAUCAUUUAUGUUAAUUGUGUCGUGUUUGGAAA
This is a messenger RNA of Rhododendron vialii, 874 nucleotides long. RefSeq names its product BON1-associated protein 2-like. The record is from RefSeq and is a predicted model, not a curated record. Bases 138 to 671 code for a protein of 177 amino acids. Lineage: Eukaryota; Viridiplantae; Streptophyta; Magnoliopsida; Ericales; Ericaceae. Gene Ontology annotation, biological process: defense response. The transcript has a single exon.